Messenger RNA from Acanthopagrus latus (yellowfin seabream), 839 nucleotides. RefSeq lists its product as uncharacterized. Lineage: Eukaryota; Metazoa; Chordata; Actinopteri; Spariformes; Sparidae. Bases 1 to 786 code for a protein of 261 amino acids. The transcript has 6 exons. The record is from RefSeq and is a predicted model, not a curated record.
AUGCUUCAGCAUGACAAGGUACACCCUCUGGACUGUGUUUACAUGGACGUUCAAGGGGAUACUGUGCACCUGCAGGUUCCUUUGGGCCCUGAAAGCAAAGGGAUCACAGCCAUCCCAGGUAGCCCUGACCGUACGGCUGCACUCCAUAAAAGACUGACCAAAACCGAGAAAGACAUACUGUCUCUCAAGACCAGGAUCGCCUGUGAGAGAGCAUCGUGGGAAAGGAGGUUUGCAGAGCUGCAGAGAAAACAGGAAGAGCUGCUUAAUCAGGCUGGAGUGUUGGUGAAAGUUGACCGUUACGACGACCAGUCGGGAGCAGACAAUGGAGUUUUCGAGGAGUGUUCAGGCGGCCUCCCGAGGACGAUGUUCCAACACAGGGGGUCUGAGGCGUCAUCAAGAGGCGACACAAGCAGUUUGUCAGGCAGCCAGUUGUCCUCGUCAUCGACACAGAGCUCGAGGGCUGGCUCCUCCUCGUCUUCAGCCACCAGCGUGAGGUCGUGGAGGACGUCCCAUGGGCCUCACCGGGUCUUUGUACCCCACUCUCCCAUGGACCUGGAGCUGGGUCACCGUGUCAGGAUCAUGCUGCCAUCUGGACGGAUCAGCACAGGGACAAUUCGUUACCUGGGUCACCUGCAGGGGGAGGCAGAGCUCCACCUCGGGGUGGAGCUGCUGACACCUGAUCACGGAUUGCAUGAUGGCAGCCACAGGGGACAAAGCUACUUUGAAUGCAAGCUGGGCUAUGGUGCCUUUGUACCAUUCCACAAGCUACUGAUGGCCUGGGAAUGACAACUGCACAGGCGAUCAUGCUGUGACGCCCCAUCUGGAUGCAUGGAUUUGGG